Messenger RNA from Anoplophora glabripennis (Asian longhorned beetle), 396 nucleotides. RefSeq names its product neurogenic locus protein delta-like. Bases 1 to 396 code for a protein of 131 amino acids. Gene Ontology annotation, biological process: multicellular organism development; Notch signaling pathway. NCBI's taxonomy places the organism in Eukaryota, Metazoa, Arthropoda, Insecta, Coleoptera, Cerambycidae. The record is from RefSeq and is a predicted model, not a curated record. Gene Ontology annotation, cellular component: membrane. The transcript is spliced from 3 exons.
AUGUCUUGGAUACUCUUUACUCUAAUCGGCCUCCUGGCCCUCCAUCAAGCUAAAUCAUCCGGACUAUUUGAAUUGCGACUGAUUUCAUUUGACAACGAGGCUGGCAAAGACGAUUUAGGGAAAUGUUGCACCGAAAAAACCAAACCCAACUCGGACUCGUGCGAUGGAGUUUGUAGACCACAAUUCAGGGUUUGCCUGAAGGAGUACCAGGGCAAGAUCGACGCCACUUCUCCCUGCACCUUCGGGGAUGUUAUCACAUCCGAACUGGGACCAAACCCCGUCACUGAUACUCCACAGAACGGAUUCUCAAACUCCAUCGCUUUCCCAUUCCCAUUCACUUGGCCGGGAACAGGACUUCCCACAUUAAUCGCUAUGGAAAUAAAACCUCCCACAUGA